Tigriopus californicus is the source of this 4436-nucleotide messenger RNA. RefSeq names its product solute carrier organic anion transporter family member 5A1-like (gene Oatp30B). The record is from RefSeq and is a predicted model, not a curated record. Gene Ontology annotation, biological process: sodium-independent organic anion transport; transmembrane transport. Bases 898 to 4311 code for a protein of 1137 amino acids. The transcript has 13 exons. Gene Ontology annotation, molecular function: protein binding. Lineage: Eukaryota; Metazoa; Arthropoda; Copepoda; Harpacticoida; Harpacticidae. Gene Ontology annotation, cellular component: membrane.
AUACGAAGAGAAAGAGCUCGAGAAACAGAUCUCUUCCAUCGAGGGAAGGAGACUUCUCACAUGUCGUUAGAAUAGCAUACAUACACACAUACAAGGGUAGCAUACAACUCAAAGGGAGCAUGUGUAGUGCACUUGCUCCCACUGCUGCUGACUUCCAGAGUCGUCGCUCGACCCGUCGUUGUGCGCUUGAAACACGGACGGACGGACUGACGGACGGUGAGGUAGACUGACUCGGAGUGAUAGGACUUCCAUCGUUUCAUAGGCUGACUAACUCAGAGAAUGAAGAAAGGUACUUCACUCUCCGUGGACGGAGCUGACUGAUCCUCCGGCAACCACGACCCGAUAGAGAAGAACAUAGUAAACCUAGUCCACCAGUGAAGAACCUAUCUGGGACGUAUUGUGCGUGUCGACGCACCCGCCUAACUCUAGAUACGGACUACAUACGUACAUACCUACCUUGUCUUGCCUUGUCUUUCUUUCCUUUGAAAUUUGCCAACAGUGGGCCUCCAGCAGUGCUGCUCGAAAGUAGCAGUGGUGUGGUAGGUAGUAUUACUAUGAACGAGAUCCGAGGCACACUGGAAAGUUCAACGAGAAACAAAUAGAAACUACAGUCACGGAAUGAGUGUGUGAGUGAGCAAGCGAUGUGAAACCAACGCAUCAAGAUGUACAGUUACUAAGCGAACAAUGUCAUCACAUCGUCCCAUCAAGCAAAAGAGUCCCUAGUUGGUCCAAUACUGUUGAUACAGUUUGCCAUUCGGCGGAAUAAUUCGUGACCCCGUCCUCAGUUUCGUCCUAUGGGCGCUCAGUCUCAAUUGUCAUCAGAUGCCAUAGCAUCAUCUUGCCAUAUCGCCAUCACCUCCGAGAGUAUUCCUGAGAACAGUCUCACCUUCAGCAGCCAUGUCUUCCAUACGAAUUGACUCCAAGCAAUUGGAUCACAUUGAAAGCCUGGGCACUUCCCCAGCUUCAUCAUCUGAGACAUCCAAUGGGCCCCGACGAGGUUCCAACUUAUACGAGGCCAAUGCCAUAGACACAUCACCAGGCCAGCGGCAUCUUCCCGCUCAUUACCAGCCAUCACACCAGCCGUCACACCAGCCGCAUCAGCCAAUGCAUCAGUCCAUGCAUCACCAUCCAGGACUUCAUGAUGACUUUCAAACGGCUACUCUCACCCGAAGACGCGGCGGAAGAAGUCCGGCUUCCACCAUGAGCCGUGAGUUUUCAGGCUCGAUCCAACUUCAUCACCAAGCCUAUGUUCAUGGUGGAGGUUUGGGCGGGGGUUUUCAAUCACCCCUCUGUACAAAUGGGGCGCGGCCCCAUGAACUCCAGCGACCUGAUUCGGUGAUCACCACCAGCAGUAUUGUGUCCAGUGAUACAGCUAGCCAAGUGGGAGAUUCUUCCGAUGUAGGUCAUCCUCCCUCGGUUUAUGCCAUUUCCGGCCUCUAUGGGCCCAACCGUGGCCCCAGCUCCAGUUCAGCCAAAGCCCGACAUUCAGCCGAGCAGCUGACCACGGCGGAGAAGCCACGAUCGUCGACUUUACCUCAGGAGAGCUCCCUCAACAUGCACUCAGAUCUUACUCACACUCAAAAGGCCAAAACAGCCCACGCUUUCCCGACAGUGGUGCAUAGGAGGCAGAGUUCAAACCCGGUGUCAGGCACGAAUGCGGGCGGUGGUGUGCCUUUGGGGGUGAACAAAUGGCCUCAAGCUCACACCUCCCAAACUAUUCCGGCCAUUCUUCCCUCUAGUGUUGUGUCUCGAGUGAGCGGCCACCGUCGGAGUAGUUCCUACGGCCACCACCGGGCUUUGACCAACUCCGUGAGUCUGGGAGCUGGAGGGCCAUCAUCCAGCCAUCACGCGGCCGCCCGCAUUGGCCAUAGGAGAACAGGCUCCAGUGUGAUUGAGACCCUUCAAACUUUGACGUGCAGUGGAGCCGAGACGGAUAAGACACGCGAGGAGUCCAUUGCCCAGUUCCUGGAAAAUCUCAAAAAGGAACAACAAGAAAAAUUUGAAAAGCAAGAAUUGCAUGAGAUGCAAGACGAGCUUGAAGAUCUCAGGGAAUGUGGAAUCCCUGGUUGUCAUCCCGCUUUCAUACAAGGCUUUGCCAGCAUUAAGGUUUUUGUGUUUCUGCUCUCAAUCUUGGUGACGCUCCAACAAGCCCUGGCCUCGGGGUACAUCAGCUCGGUGAUCACCACCAUAGAGAAACGCUACGAGAUCCCAUCUUCCAUCUCCGGGAUUAUCGCCUCUAUGUACGAAUUGGGAAAUUUGGGCACGGUAAUCUUCGUGUCUUAUCUGGGAUCCAGACGACACAUACCCGUCUGGAUUGGCAUGGGCGUGCUCGUCAUGGGAAUUGGUUCCAUCACAUUUUCCCUGCCCCAUUUUCUGGCCGGCAAUUAUAUGCUUCGGUCCGAUCUGAAUACGAGCAAUGACAACAUUUGUCGCGUGCCCACUCACGGCGAUGGAGCCAACCCGCUCUUGGAGCAGCUUCCGGCGCUAGACAAAAUUAAAUCAUUGACUCAAGGACUGAACUCUCCACCUUUGGGACCCAACUCUAACAACUUCAUCCCGCGAGAGGACAACUGCAUUGAACAAGCCGAUGAAUCAGCGGCUAUGCCCAUUGUGAUCUUCAUGAUCGCCCAAAUGCUCUUAGGUUGUGGUGGUUCGCCGUUGUUCACACUGGGAACCACCUACAUCGAUAACCAUGUAAAGCGAGAUGACUCGUCCAUGUACAUUGGUAUCAUGUAUUCCAUGUGCGCCUUUGGACCAGUCUGUGGUUUCCUUUUGGGAGCCUAUCUCUUGUCUCAUUAUGUCGACACGUUCUCUUUUGACCUCACCAACUUACACAUAGAUUCAGGAGACACGAAAUGGAUUGGCAUGUGGUGGGGUGGGUUCCUGAUUUGCGGAGCAUCGCUCAUUAUUAUUGCCAUUCCCUUCUUUUUCUUUCCCAAGGAACUGAAGAAAGAGAAGGUCAAAGUGUACAUUGACGAAAAAUACCAUCAUGCCAUGGAUCCCAGCAUCCGACCCAAGCAUCGUAAUAGUGAAAGCUCGGAAGACGUAGAAAGCUAUGGCAAAGACAUCAAGGACAUUCCCCGCUCCAUGUGGAAGCUCCUGACCAAUAAGAUAUACAUGAUCACUUGCAUGGGAGCGUGUAUGGAGCUAAUCAUUGUCUCUGGAUUCAUCAUAUUCUUGCCAAAGUAUUUGGAGACCCAAUUCAACUUGGGCAAAAGUAUGGCCUCGAUGUUCACGGGUGGGAUUGCCAUCCCCGGGGCCUGUAUCGGAAUCUUCUUUGGCGGAUACAUUCUCAAGCGAUUGCAAUUGCGUCCCAAGGGGGCCGUUCAGUUGGUGUUGUUCUUCAACAUUCUCUGCUUGAGUUGUUACGCCAUGCUAUUCUUCUUUGGUUGCGAUAACGUCAAAAUGGCUGGCACAACCAUGCCUUACAGCACGAAUACGAGUGAGCCUUUCAAGAUUAAUUUGACAGCAUCGUGCAACUUUGGUUGCGAAUGCGACAUGAACGACGUUCAGCCCGUAUGUGGGGCCAAUGGGCUCACCUAUUUCUCACCUUGCCAUGCAGGAUGCACAAGUCUAGGGUCCACGAGCGAUAACUACACGGAUUGUGCAUGCGUUCUGAAUAGCCUGGAUGAUCCAUUUGCGGGUGCCAAUCCUCUUCACGGUGCCUCUGCGGAAGUGACCAUGGUUCCCGUGGCCACAGCCGGACCCUGUUAUAGCCAAUGCCAGAUGAUCAUGCCCUUCAUGGUGCUACUUUUCUUCAUGACCCUGGUAGUGGCUGUGACCCAAAUGCCAGUGCUCAUGGUUGUGUUGAGGUCGGUUGAAGAGGAAGAGAAGGCGUUUGCCCUUGGAAUUCAGUUCGUCAUUUUCCGCCUUUUUGGCUACAUCCCGUCGCCCAUCCUCUUUGGGAAUGUGAUCGAUUCCACAUGUUUGUUGUGGAAAUCCACGUGUGCUGGAGAAGAAGGGGGCAGGUGUCUCAUGUACGACAUCGAGUUGUUUCGAUAUAAAUAUGUUGGAGUGUGCUGUGUUAUCAAGAUUAUUUCUGUGAUCAUUUUUCUCAUUGAUUGGUGGCUAAUUCGCCAGCGUCAGCAGACCGAGAAAAAGGCCAACGUACUUACUGUAGGCGAAGUGGUCAACUCAAUCAUUUCCUUGGAUAAACUGUUUGAUCCCGAAGGGCCCCUUUGGUUGCGGAUGAACGAUCCUGAAGAAGGCGUAAAUGUGGUUCAAAGUGCGCCUUCCGGAGAAAAUCUCCAUCUCGUCGAAAACCCAAAUUCUCAGUCCAAAUACCAAAACACUGAAACGGCUGCCACUUAAGUGAAUCAUCACCCAGUGGCGGAUUCAGAUUCAAUCCAUUGUCAUGCAAUUAUUGUUGUCCAUUGCAAACAUGUUCAUCUAUUCAGAACAAAUAAUGAAAAGUUAAUAAAUCAAUCAUUAAAAGA